AUGCCCAAAUUAGAGCGUGUGCUGCGUCUUGCUGGCACUUACCGUCGCAGUGAGAACCUUUCAGAAAAGCAAUUCUACGAAUAUAUCUCUGGUCGUCACGGGGUCGAGUGUGCCAAGAUCCACGCGAAAUAUGGCGUUCUUAAGUAUCAAAUGGCUUUCAACACGGCUAGUAUGCGAGCUUUAGCAGAUAGCAUGAGGAUUCCCUACCGAAUGGACGACCACGACGUGGAAAUAGAGUACUACUUCAAGGACGCUGCUGCGCUGGUUGCUCUGUCCGCCGACAAGGACUUUCAAGCAUUGCACAUCGAGUGUCUACCCUACGUUCAAAUCAAUAAGUCGACGGCCACCAUGGCAUGGAUCGAGGUGUACGUCGAUAACGGCGAGCUUGUGAACAUCAGUUCAGAAGGGAAAAGCCUCCAGCCCUCAUUUGAGGAGCAGUCUAGCGUUGAAACAGCCCUACCUGUUGCCAACUAUCACGAUGAUGCAGGGAAUGUUUAG
Molecule: messenger RNA, 498 nt
Organism: Neoarthrinium moseri
Lineage: Eukaryota; Fungi; Ascomycota; Sordariomycetes; Amphisphaeriales; Apiosporaceae
Exons: 2
Coding region: 1-498 (165 amino acids)
Molecular function (GO): oxidoreductase activity
Source: RefSeq, a predicted model, not a curated record